UAUGUAUGGCAGGCGGAAGUGUUGAUGUAUGCGUGUCAGUAACAGAACAGCUCACCCCGUCUUCCUGAGGCUCCACAUACAGCUCAUCACCGAUCCUGGACAGCGAGUGGAUGGCUUUGGCCAACACUGGACGUGUGUAAAUUCUGAGGAACGCCGCCAAGCACCAUCUCUCCUCCCUAUCAUCGCUGAGGAGGUCUGGCUAAAACAAUCUCCCUAUACUGAAACCUUGGACAUUUGAUGAAAGAGAGAGACUUUGAAAGGACACAAGAGGACAAAGGUCAAGAAUUGUUUUGAGUCUGGCUCAUCUUUGUGCCAAAACAACACAAAAAAAGAAAGAGACUUCUGCUGAAACGUUUGAGGAUUGUGGAGGAGUGGAAGAAGUAUGACAGUAAGACCUGGCUGAGGAACUUAAAUGUUAAGAAACGCAGCUGUCCUGAUAUUUGUUCUGAGAAACAACUAAGAGGAUGAUGGAAAAAAAUUGGAACAUGAAAAGGGAGGAAGACAACCAUCACAAGAGUCUUUACAACAAAUGCAGCAAAUGCUGGACGGGGUGACACAAACACUUUCUUCUGUCAUGGUUUCCAGUCUCUAUUUGAAGCAACACUUUACAUAAGACUGUGUGGAAUCCAGCCCUUUUAGCGGACUAUAUUGUUGUGUUCAUGUGUACUCAUUGUUGACAUGCCUUUCUGUGAUUUCUGGAUUUGAUACACAACAGUUUUGUUCCUAGAUGUCUCAGUCACAUAAUCCAACAGACACUCAGAGCUUGCUGCAGUCCAUGCUGCAGAGACUGAAGCUCCAGUCGGGAAGAGAGGGCCAGCCAUUCCUGCACUCGCCUGUACCAGCUGCUAACACAUGGAAGCAAGAUGGAGAAAGAGAAGCCGCCAACCUCCAGAGAGUAAACAACAGCCCGGCAAAUGGCUUUGAGUUUGGUACCAAUGGUAGCCCCUCAAAAAAGUUUGGGAUUUCUGCUGCGGAUAGUAAUUUUGGCCUCAAAGGUAGGGAAAUACAGCAACCAGGCCUUGACAGUGGAAUAAACAGGGGUCUUAUUUCCUUCCCCUCCCAGAAGGAUGACAUUGAUAAUAACACGGGUGAGAACAGGGUGUUGGAACAGGCCCCAUCGCCUAGGAUCACCCCAACAGGAACAGGGCAGCUGUUUCCCGCUAAAGCACUUAAGGAUGCUGACCUCACUUCCUUUGAGAGGACUGAUGGGGAAAGGGUGAGUUUUGGCAGUUCUGCAAUGACAAGACACAUUCCUGGUAAUGAAGAUACUGUCCCAAGCCCCGGACAGAACCAGGGCUUUACACCCAAAGUCUACACGUGGUCCUUGAAGUCCACAGAUGCAAAUCUUGACACAGGAAGUCAAGACAAUAAAGUGCUGCCUAUGGAGAAUGGAGGAUUUGGAGAUUUGGCACAAAGUAAAGACAUGCAGUUUUUUGCAACAAGCCAAAAUACAACAAGCAGUGGCUCCAGAAGAAAACAGCGACCAUCUGAGAAUAAAACGAGGAGAUGGACACAGAAGCUUAAAGAGAGAUGGUUGGAGAGGUCGGGGAGUUUUGGUAAAAAGGGAAAAGAAGUAGGUGGGAGAGUAGACCGAGAGAGUGAACAAGGAACUGGGAUUUCAACUCAAAACCAGCUACUGACAGCAGAAGGUCUUAUCAACACAUCAGUUAAAGAGGAAGACAAGCCAGACAGCAGUGAACCCAGUGAAACCCCUCCUACACGCACAGAGGACAGCACUCUUGAGGGGCGUAUCAGGUCUUCUAGCGACUUUGACUUUGGCCUGGGCUCAUUCAGCCUACUGGACGAGAUCGUCACAGGUCAAGAGUGGGCUAAGUUCCUUAACCCCAACCUACCACCCACUUCAACCAAUCAGAGACCACCAGAACAGCCGCUGGGCAAACCCCAAAUCCCACCAAAUCCUUCUGAUAGUGGUCAGUUAUCUCUGAUUUUGAACCAGCAAGGAAGUGGGAACAGCCCGUGGAGCUUCAGGGGCACAGAGUCAUCGCCAGGUUUAGAUUUCAGUAUGGCACAGAUAUCGCCUGAUGCUUUCCUACCUGUCGGCAUGGACGUUUCAGGGGGAAAACAACAGCAGGAUGUUCACAGAGUGGCUGAUCAGUCAGAACCAAUGGAAGACUGGCAGUCUGGAGAGAGAGGACAGAGGCAGCAGUGUAGACCUUCACCCUCUGCACAGCCUGCAGAUGUUGUGGACAACUCAGCGCUCAAGAGAGUCAGCCUCAACAGAAAGAGGCAGCAUCAGUCAGCCGAGAGGAGGGACGAGGGGCUUCAACCUGAGAAAAUAAGCGAUGGAAACGAGACAGGCAGAGGGGGCUCUAUAUCUUCACUGAGCAUAACCAGCAGUCAUGCGAUGGAUGAAACAGGAGAGUCACAAUCUGAUGUUGCCAUGCUUUUGCACACUGUAAACUCUUCUUCUUCCCCCCUCUCUCCAUCUUCUUUUAACCCUUUUGCUCCUGCACCACGGGGUGUCCUCAGACACUCCAUAUCCCAGGAUUCUGAGUCCUCUAUGGAAACAGUGACAAAAAGGAGGCGAGUUGAAGAGAACCGCCGGGUUCAUCGGGUUCAUUUUGCAGAGGAGAUGGUGACCAUAGUACCUCCGAAGCUGGAUAUGGACGUUACAGACUCAGAGGAGGAUUCGGAAGCAGAUGAUGACUCUGUGAUAGAGCAGGCGUAUGAGGUGGAGCAGGCGGCAAUGGAGGAGGUGGCACCGGCCCGUCGGCAUGCCCUCCCCGCCUGGAUACAGGCUCUGAAGAGGAAGAACACAGGGAGGAAGCACAGAUAGUGACUGUGAAACUACAAAAA
This is a messenger RNA of Toxotes jaculatrix (banded archerfish), 2817 nucleotides long. RefSeq lists its product as uncharacterized. The record is from RefSeq and is a predicted model, not a curated record. Lineage: Eukaryota; Metazoa; Chordata; Actinopteri; Toxotidae. The coding region runs from base 728 to 2797 and encodes 689 amino acids. The transcript is spliced from 7 exons.